Messenger RNA from Cebus imitator (Panamanian white-faced capuchin), 851 nucleotides. RefSeq names its product glutathione S-transferase Mu 2-like. Gene Ontology annotation, biological process: glutathione metabolic process. Gene Ontology annotation, molecular function: glutathione transferase activity. The record is from RefSeq and is a predicted model, not a curated record. NCBI's taxonomy places the organism in Eukaryota, Metazoa, Chordata, Mammalia, Primates, Cebidae.
UGCAGAAUCCACACCAAUCAGCACCAUGCCUAUGACAAUGGGGUACUGGGACAUCCACGGGCUGGCCCAUGCCAUCUACCUGCUCCUGGAAUAUACAUACUCAAGCUACAAGGAAAAGAAGUACAGGAUGGGGGAUGCUCCUGACUAUGACAGAAGCCAGUGGCUGAAUGAAAAAUUCAGGCUGGGCCUAGACUUUCCCAAUCUGCCCUACUUGAUUGAUGGGGCUCACAAGAUCAUCCAGAGCAACACCAUCCUGCACUGCAUUGCCUGCAGGCACAACCUGUGUGGGGAGACAGAAGAGGAGGAGAUUUGGGAAGACAUUUUGGAGAACCAGCUUAUAUACAACUGCAUAAAGCUGGCCACCUGCUACAACCCAGAUUUUGAGAAACUGAAGCCAGAAUACCUGGAGGUACUCCCUGCAAUGCUGAAGCUCUACUCACAGUUUCUGGGGAAGCAGCCAUGGUUUCUUGGGGGCAAGAUCACCUUUGUGGAUUUCAUUGCUUAUGAUGUCCUUGAGGGAAGCCAAGUAUUUGAGCCGAAGUCCUUGGACGCCUUCCCAAACCUGAAGGACUUCAUCUCCCGAUUUGAGGGCUUGGAAAAGAUCUCUACCUAUAUGAAGUCCAGCCACUUCCUCCCAAGACCUGUGUUCACAUAGAUGGCUGUCAGGGGCAACAAGUAGUGCCUUGUAGGCCAGGAGGUGGGAGUAAGUUGCCCAUAUUCAGCCCAUUGCCAAGGCUGUGGAGAGCAGCUCGACUCUGCACCCCAGCACCUGCCUUCUCGGUCCUUUCUCCUGUUUAUUCCCUUCUUUACCCCCAAGACUUUAUUGAAUAAAGUCUUCCCCUAAACCCCUA